Suillus paluster is the source of this 1577-nucleotide messenger RNA. RefSeq lists its product as uncharacterized. NCBI's taxonomy places the organism in Eukaryota, Fungi, Basidiomycota, Agaricomycetes, Boletales, Suillaceae. The record is from RefSeq and is a predicted model, not a curated record. The coding region runs from base 77 to 1474 and encodes 465 amino acids. The transcript has 3 exons.
CGGACUGCUGCCAAGACUAUUAGUACUAGCGCCUACUGCUUCGACCGUUUUGGAAUUGGUUGAGGAUGGUGCCAGGAUGCCUCAACAUGGACCAUCGAAGAUAAAUAUUGUAUUUGCUCUCAGUCUCGUUCUUCCGCUCGCCAUUUCUUUCUUGAAUCCUACCUGGAGGUUUACUCAAUUUACACCUCGACAACUCAUCUACGGGAAAGACCUUCUGCCAUUCAUUACUGCAUUUUGGGCCUUGCCAACGCAUACACUUGGUCAACUUUCGCGCCUUCUUCAAGCCGCCAUAGUAGCAUGCUUCCCGCAGGUAUUGGCGGUUCAUAUUUUCGCCUUUUGGUUCAUCAUUCCUUUCGCGAGAACGCUUUCCGGCUUUCUGCUUUCUCGUAGCGUAGGAUGGGCCUACCCCCGACUAUUCAACCACUGGGCGUUGUACGAGCCAUCAAGUGGCAUCGGUCCUGCACUCGCAGCAUACCUCAUAAUUGCGCCGUGGACAUAUGCCAUGGCCUCCGUAGCCUCCGUAGUGCUAUGGCCUGUUCAGGUCACGAAUAAAUCAUAUCUGCGAUACCAUCCCUACCACCCUAUGGCGCUGGACGUGCGACGGUUGCGCAUAGUCAUGCAGACUGCGAUACUCUUCUUGCUCCUCAUACCCUUACAUGUCAUUCUUACCACCAUGCUCCCGAGCAAGAUAGUAUUACGUAUGCCCACUUCUCCUCAUGGAACACAGCCCUUUUUGGAGAUUCUCAUUCUCUCCUAUCCCCGUCCGGGUGAUGCAGCUUCGUCCGACUCACUGCUGUCGCAAACAAUCUCCUCAUACCUCCCUUAUGCCGAAUCAAACACGGUGCUCUCUGUGUUCACGCAUGCCACUACACACGUGUCAUUCACUCACGCGAAGGAGCAUUAUGCUCAAGCGCCCAUUACAUUCUAUACAGACACGGACAUGCAUGCGGACUCAUAUUCAAAUCAGCAUUUACAUGUCGCAGAAGCUUUCCGGUGGGCUUCUGAAAAGGGUCCAUCUCAAGCAGAAUGGGUCAUGCUUGUGGAAGAUGAUUUUCCGGUAUGCGGUGAGUGGGGAUGGCGAGGCAUCCUUGGCGUGAUGAACGAACUCCAGCGUGAUGGAAAAUAUGGAGGAUUUGUUGGAACCGGUGGCAGUGGUUUAAUCAUUCACCGUACCCUGUUGCCCAUCCUCACGUACAUAUUGCGUGCACAUGCUCUGCAGCACUCCCCCCUCCCGCCCUCUGUGGGACAUCGGCCUGCAGACCUCAUCAUACAAGACUGCCUUUUUGGAGCGGACCUGUUAUGUCCGCACAACACCAAGGAACCCACACUUGUCAUUUCGUCUCGUCUCGUCAUGGAUCAUAUAGGCGGGAGUGCCAGCACCAUGAAAGGUCGCAUGUACGCUGCUGAAAAGUGGAGAUGCGGUUGGAGGCAUCCGUUUCAUGGUUUCAUGGAGGUGGAUGUUGUACCGGUUUGAUAUGGCGCUAUCUAUUAUCUAAUGUCAUGAUGGAAUGUUGAUAAUUGUAUAGAUCUGAAUAUUUCGCUUUAAUUUCAUUGAUACAGCAACGUGAUGAUGGUGC